Lactuca virosa is the source of this 1062-nucleotide messenger RNA. The record is from the annotation of a GenBank genome assembly. Lineage: Eukaryota; Viridiplantae; Streptophyta; Magnoliopsida; Asterales; Asteraceae.
AUCUUGUACACUUUCUCCUCAAGAAAUCACAGAAAUGGCGGACUGGGCUUUACAAGCUGUCAUCAGACCUAAACAAUAUGAUGAUGAUUACUUUGGAUCCAUUGAUACCAAGAAAGAAUAUGAUCAAGCUCUUCUCUUCUGUUUCCCUCACCUCUUUGAUCAUCAAGCAUCUACACCCGCCAUGGAAACAGUUGUUGGAGAUGAACUAGACCAGCUUUACAAGCCUCUUUAUCCUAUUUUUGGUACUGAGAUCGAGCUUCCUCCUCCUCCUGCUGGUGCUGCCGAUGCUGAUCUUCAGGUAAUUCAUCAUCAUCAUCAUGAUCCUUACCAAGAAGUUCAACAAGAUCAAGAACAAGCUGAUAUUAAGACCUAUUGUGGGUCUGCUUCAAAGAUCUCUCAACUUGCACCAAAGCUCAAGAAAAGAAAGAAUCAACAAAAGAGGGUGGUGGUUCAAGUAACAGCCGAUGGCUUGUCUUCGGAUCCAUGGGCUUGGCGUAAAUAUGGUCAAAAACCAAUCAAAGGUUCAAUCUAUCCAAGAAGCUAUUAUAGAUGUAGCAGUUCAAAAGGGUGUAUGGCAAGGAGACAAGUUGAGCAAAGUUGCACCGAUCCAAGCAUCUACAUUUUAACCUACACGGCGGAGCACAACCACCCACAACCAACUCGCCGGAAUUCCUUAGCCGGAAUCAACCGCAACAAAUUCAAGGCUACUCCAAAAAGCCCUACUAUUAGCGACGGUUGUAAAACCGUCCCAAUAACCAUGGACUCGCCCUUUAAUUCUCCAACAACCCCUUCAGUUUCAUCAAAUGACGAGGAAGUCCUCCAACAAUCAAAUAUCAAACAAGAAACAAUGUUUUACAGUAACUUUGACGAUCAAGGACAUACAAUGAUGACGGGUAUGAAUGAGGUUUUUAGCGACGAUUUCUUCGAGGGUUUGGAGGAUUUAUCAUCUUAUAAUUGCUCAAACAGACAAUUUCCUCAUGUGUUUUCUUAGCUCUCAAUUUCUUGUUUGAGCAUAUGAUGUUAUUUUUUGUAAAUUCACUAGUAGAGUUAAUAAUGUUGGAC